Messenger RNA from Diospyros lotus (date-plum), 2337 nucleotides. Its product is annotated as ABC transporter G family member 20-like. Gene Ontology annotation, cellular component: membrane. Bases 80 to 2221 code for a protein of 713 amino acids. The transcript has a single exon. Gene Ontology annotation, molecular function: ATP hydrolysis activity; ABC-type transporter activity; ATP binding. The record is from RefSeq and is a predicted model, not a curated record. NCBI's taxonomy places the organism in Eukaryota, Viridiplantae, Streptophyta, Magnoliopsida, Ericales, Ebenaceae.
CAUCUAGUUGUCUAGUAUUCGUUGCAGAGAGUGUUUGGUUGCUGAGAAAAUCAAAAUUCAUACUUACAGCCACAAAAUUAUGUCUCAUCUUAGAGCUGGUGAUAGCCUCUCCUCAGCCAGUACUGACGCACCAUUUUUGGGGCCAAGAGACCCCAUGGCCAUUGAGCUUCAACAAGUCACUGGCAGUGGCGGGAACGAUGCUGGCAAUGGCAGCUCGUUGGUCCACCAAGUCAUCGAGCUCCCCCGGCCCACUUCGUUUCCUUUCGUUCUCUCUUUCAGUAAACUCACUUACAGUGUGAAACUUCGGCGGAAUAUAACUCUGCCGGGCUGUUUCAGGAUGAAGAGCCAGCACGACUCGCAGGAAACUAUGGCUAACACAAAGGUUUUGCUGAAUGACGUCUCCGGCGAGGCCAGAGAAGGCGAGAUCAUGGGGGUUCUCGGCGCCAGUGGGUCGGGGAAAUCGACGUUGAUCGACGCACUGGCCAACCGAAUCGCCGGGGAAAGUUUGAAAGGAACCGUCACUUUGAAUGGCGAAUUUUGGGAGCCGAAGCUCCUGAAAGCAAUAUCAGCUUACGUAAUGCAAGAAGACUUGUUGUUUCCGAUGUUGACAGUGGAAGAAACUCUCCUGUUCGCCGCCGAGUUCCGGCUGCCUAGAACUCUCCCGGCGGCCAAGAAGAAAGCAAGAGUUCAGGCUCUGAUCGAUCAGCUAGGGCUGCGAAGCGCGGCCCAGACGGUGAUCGGAGACGAAGGCCACAGAGGAGUUUCAGGUGGCGAACGGCGGCGAGUCUCGAUCGGAGCCGACAUAAUUCACGACCCCGUUGUCCUCUUCCUCGACGAGCCGACGUCGGGACUGGACUCGACCAGUGCGUUCAUGGUGGUGAAGGUCUUGCAAAGGAUCGCUCAUAGUGGAAGCAUCGUCUUCAUGUCCAUUCACCAACCGAGUAACAGAAUUCUCAACCUUAUCGACCGCCUCAUCUUUCUCUCACGCGGUGAGGCCGUUUUCAACGGCUCGCCGGCGAGUCUUCCGGCCUUCUUCUCCGAGUUCGGGCGCCCGAUUCUCGCGAACGAGAGCUGGACCGAGUUCGCUUUUGAUCUGAUUCAAGAGCUCGAAGCUUCAUCCGGCGCCGGAAUCAAAACCUUGGUAGAUUUCAACAAUUCAUGGCGAAUAAAGACAACUAAUUUCCAGAUUGAAUCAGCAGAUUUAGAGCUCUCUCUAAAAGACGCCAUAAAAUCGCGGAUUUCAAGAGGAAAGCUAGUCUCCGAUCAAACCAUCGCAACCUUCGCGAACCCUAAUUGGAUCGAAGUGCUGGUACUAGCCAGAAGAUCGAUGAUAAACUCAAUCAGGACGCCGGAGGUCGUAGGAAUCCGCUUAGGCGCCAUCGUCGUCACCGGAUUCAUCUUGGCCACUAUCUUCUGGCGGCUAGACAACUCUCCGAAAGGCGUCCAGGAAAGAAUCGGAUUCUUCUCGUUCGCCAUGACCUCCACCUUCUACUCUUGCUCCGAAGCCCUACCAGUCUUCCUCAUGGAGCGAUACAUCUUUAUGAGAGAGACAGCAUACAACGCUUAUCGCCGUUCUUCCUACGUUCUCUCCCACUCCAUAACCUCAAUCCCAACGAUCCUCUUCCUCUCAUUCACAUUCGCAGUGAUAACCUUCUGGCCCGUCGGAUUAUCCGGCGGCUUCUCCGGCUUCCUCUUCUUCUUCUCUCUCCUCGUGGCCUCCUUCUGGGCCGGAAACUCCUUCGUCACCUUCCUCUCCGCCAUCGUCUCUCACGUCAUGAUCGGCUACACCGUCGUCGUCGCCAUCUUAGCCUACUUCCUCCUCUUCAGCGGUUUCUUCAUCACCCGGAACCGAAUCCCGCCCUACUGGAUCUGGUUCCACUACGCAUCCUUGGUGAAGUACCCAUAUGAGGGGGCCCUGCAGAACGAGCUGGAAGAUUCGGCGAAAUGCUUCGUUAAGGGCGUCCAGAUCUUCGACAACUCGCCGAUGGCCGGGGUUCCGGCGCCGGUGAAGCUGAAGCUGCUGAAGAGCAUGAGCGGUGUUCUGGGAGUGGAGAUUUCGAGCUCGACGUGUUUCACGACUGGGCCGGACAUACUGAAGAAUCAAGGGGUGACUGAUUUAAGCAGAUGGAGCUGCUUGUGGAUUACUGUGGGUUUAGGGUUCCUGUUCAGAAUCCUCUUCUACUUUGCGUUGCUCUUCGGAAGCAAGAACAAGAGGCGGUGAGAAAGUAUUUUCUUUCCUUUCCCGAGAAAAUCUCAAUGCAGCAAAUCAUUUGCUGCCACGUGUUUGUGGUAGAGUUAUAUUCAUAAAUGCUAAUUAUAUAAAAGUAAUGGUUGAAA